This is a messenger RNA of Enhydra lutris kenyoni (northern sea otter), 1372 nucleotides long. Its product is annotated as interleukin 15 receptor subunit alpha. Gene Ontology annotation, cellular component: plasma membrane. The transcript is spliced from 7 exons. The record is from RefSeq and is a predicted model, not a curated record. Gene Ontology annotation, molecular function: interleukin-15 receptor activity. NCBI's taxonomy places the organism in Eukaryota, Metazoa, Chordata, Mammalia, Carnivora, Mustelidae. Gene Ontology annotation, biological process: interleukin-15-mediated signaling pathway. Bases 1 to 792 code for a protein of 263 amino acids.
AUGGCUGCACAGUCCCUAGCCGUGCUGGAUGGCGUCACAUGCCCUCCUCCCACGUCGGUCGAACAUGCAGACAUCCGGGUCAAGAGUUACAGCCUGAAAUCCCGGGAGCGGUACACGUGUAACUCUGGCUUCAAGCGUAAAGCAGGAACAUCCAGCCUGACGCAAUGCGUGUUCAACAAGACCACGAACAUUGCCCACUGGACAAUUCCCAAUCUCAAGUGCAUCAGAGACCCCUCUCUGACUCACCUAAGGCCAUCCUCCACAGAAGUGCCGGCAGGGGUGACCCCAGAGCCAGAGAGCACCUCCCUUUCUGGAAAAGAGCCCAAUUUCACUUCCAAGUCAGACACCACAGUGGCCACAAAGUCCACUAUGGUGCCGGGCUCCGGGCUGACGCCAUCAAAGCCUCCUGCGGCAGGAACCAUGGGGCCGAUCAGUCCGGAGCCCUCCCAAGCCCCACCUCAGACAACGGCAGAGGCCUUGGAGCACACUCCCUCUGCCUCCCAGGAGACGCCAGGUACAUAUUCAUACCACUCUCGAAGUAUGACUGAGGUGAUCGGGAGCACACUCGCCGUGGUCUGUGCAGUGGUGGUGGUAAUUGUGGUCUGUUACCGAAAACUGAGGCACACUGUGCAGACACCCAGUGUUGAAAUGGAAAGCAUGGAAGAGAUGCCAAUGACUAGGGGAACCAAUGGCAGAGAGGAGGACGCAGAAAACUACCCACACGACCUAGGACACUCCAGGGAGAGACUGAGGGCAGCAGAGGCUGAAGCGAAGGCACCCACCCUGCCUUAGCCAAAGAGGACCUGGAAACAACUCAAGAUCUUGGGUGCCAGCAGAGAGCCCGUCGGGAUGACAAGGCAGACGUCUUGGCAUCAUUGUAUCGAUGGCGCCCAGCCAGGACACCUCCUAGGCUGUCCAGUCUCAGGAUGGAUGCUCGGGACCCACCCAGCCCAGCCUCGGGUGCAGGGCUGACGUCCCCUGAUCCCAGCAGCUGAAGCUCUCCCGGCAGUGGCUGAAAGCCUCGGCUUUCCCUUUCUUUCAUGUGACAUUUAUGCAGGAUAGCUGAGCAGCCUGACCAUUCUGCCCCUCAUCCUGACUUGAUGUUUACAGAGAAAAGAAAAACGCCUGAGAUGCUAAGACAGUUAGGUCCCUCCUACUGGCUUAAGAGAGGUCUACAAGGAUGACAAGAGCAUUGGCAGCUCCAAAACGCUAUCCCCCUAUUGAGGUGUGAGCAUGAACUGGAAGGAAGCAGAGAGGUAUCGUGCUGUGUGAAUCCACUCGAUUUAAGGAUCCAGAAGGAAGGAAAUGGAACGCGGGGACAUUUCCCAUGUAUAUGCAUUUCUAUUUAUACUCCCUAUCCAUUAUAUCUACA